Molecule: messenger RNA, 1399 nt
Organism: Lentinula edodes (shiitake mushroom)
Lineage: Eukaryota; Fungi; Basidiomycota; Agaricomycetes; Agaricales; Omphalotaceae
Exons: 5
Coding region: 82-1323 (413 amino acids)
Source: RefSeq, a predicted model, not a curated record
GCACUGUCCUUAUAAAGAUGAUGCAUUGAUGAUGAUUAACUGAGCCUUUUUCAUGAUCGCUGAGCUCCUUGAUUGCUAUCCAUGUUUGAGGAAACAGAUAACAUUUCUACUUUCUCUUAUGAUAGUAGUGAUGAGGGCGCCUCGCCCGAUGCUUUCUCUCUUUCGAAGCUUGCAGAAGCAGUCAGGACAGUUUUUCGUAUUGAUGACUGUGUUCUAGUCAAGCUUGCAGAAGGAGGGUAUCACAAGGUGUACGAAAUAUCAGCCAGUGACAAUGAAAUUCCAAGUUCUGUCGUUCGCGUUGCUGCGCUUGCAUUCCCUAGAGACAAGGUUGAAUCGGAGAUUGCCACCUUACAGUAUAUUGCUUGCAAUACCACGAUCCACACCCCACUUGUCUAUGCCUGGAAUACCGAAGACGAUAACCCGGUUGGAUUGGAGUACAUGAUUCUUGAAAAGAUCCCCGGCGUACCAGCCAAUGAGGUCUGGGAAACUUUACCAUUUGAGAAGAAACAAGCCGUAGUCCUUGAAGUCGCCGAACACAUAAUUCAGCUCUUUCGCCUUCGCUUUGAUACCGGAGGAUCUCUGUACCGUGUACCUGGAGUCGAUCAGGAAAACUUUCAUGUCGGUCCAAUUGUCAGCACACCAUUCUAUCGAGCUCUCGAUGGAAUCAUACGCUUUCCCGACUCGCCCGUUACUGGCGACGAGAUAAGGAAAUACCGAGGUCCCUUCCCUGAUCCAACCAGUUAUCUUCGCAGCUUUCUUGACGUCGAGCUCGAUCUUGUUCGACAUGAUCAAGUUAGGCGACGCCGAAUUUUACAAUAUGAGCUUGAUAAUGAUGAGGAACGUCUUGAGCAUGGUAUUCGUAUUCUGGAAAAGGCUGUACAAUUAGCCUCUGUCUAUCCUGGCGAUAUCUGUGUAUCCCGGCCCCUUACCACUCCAGGACGACCAUUUUCCUUGCGUAUGGAUGAUUUCAGACUUUCGAACAUGAUGAUUGACCCAAGCACAGGUCAUAUCACUGGUUUGUUAGAUUUUGAGGGAGCAUCUGUUGCGCCCUUGUGGGAAUGUGCAUACAUGCCUCGAUGGCUGCAAGACUAUGAGGAAUGGGACGGAACAUUUGAGGGUGGUUCUUCGUCUGAAAAGUCAUCGCUACGAAAGGUAUUUCUCGACAAGAUUGACGAGAUCGACAAAACAGGGGAGUGGAGAAGGGCUCAUGAUAACGGACGUCCGUUUCGGGAGUUUACCAAUCUGUUAAACUUUACAGUAGGUGUGUGGGCCAAUGAGGAUAUCGAAGAUUGGAUCGAUGAGCGACUGAAGUGGCACACCUGAAGGAGAAAAAAUUCCGCUCGACGGAAUUACCAAAAUUCAGUGCAACUGAAAUAUCAUGUGACCGGCGAUAUACCCG